This is a messenger RNA of Anopheles coustani, 3170 nucleotides long. RefSeq names its product probable ATP-dependent RNA helicase CG8611. The record is from RefSeq and is a predicted model, not a curated record. Lineage: Eukaryota; Metazoa; Arthropoda; Insecta; Diptera; Culicidae. Bases 87 to 2555 code for a protein of 822 amino acids. The transcript is spliced from 5 exons. Gene Ontology annotation, cellular component: nucleus. Gene Ontology annotation, molecular function: ATP binding; nucleic acid binding. Gene Ontology annotation, biological process: ribosome biogenesis.
GUUUAUGUUUGUUUUUCUGUUUCUCCGCGUGAAUUUCUACGAAAUAACGUUGCUUUGAAUAUUUCACUUUAAAUCCAAUUAUUAACAUGGAUCUUAUGCUCAGUAAUGUUGUGGUUGAUAGUCCACCAAAUGUGAAAGAGAAUGCGGGUAUCAAGAAAAAUAAUGCUAAUGGCUUAGGGGAUGGAGGAUUCUCCAUGAUUUUAAGUAAAUCCGGUCCUCGUAAGGCGGUGGUUGCCAGGAAAAGAGUUGUUGCCAAAGUACCUUUGCAGGUUGUGAAAUCGAAACCGAUUCAAGCAGCUAACAAGCCAGCUGUCAAGGGGUCUGUAAAACAGGAACCACAAAAAUUUCCUAUAGCCCAACCUACAGCUAAACUAAAAGGCAAGAAUGUGGCAACUAACAGCAACAGUGAGACGAAUGGAGUAUCAAAAAAGGAACCAUCUAAAAACGGUGCACCUAAAGUGCAUACCCGCGAAACAAUUCCUCAGGAAGAGGAAGACGAAGGGGAUAAGGACACGAGUAAGAAAAACUCGGUGUUCAAUUUUCAAUCCAAUGCAACGUUAACAAAUCGCUCUCAGAAAACCUCAAUGUUCGAUCGGUUUAAAAAGGAUUUGCCGACGAUAGAUUUGCCAAGAGUGCAACCGCUCGAAGAGCAAGUGUUCAGUAAACAGACGAUUGAGGCACUUGAGAUUCAUCCACAUUCGAAGAAAAAUAUUGCCGAUCUAUUGUCAUACACACAUUUGACGAUGGUACAAAGUAUGGCGAUACCGCGUUUAAUGGAAGGUCGGGAUGCACUGAUCAGGGCGCAAACCGGUUCGGGAAAAACUCUCGCCUAUGCACUACCAUUGAUAGAGCAACUGCACAAUAUUCGGCCGAAAACGAGUCGCACGGACGGUAUUCUUGCAGUAGUAAUCGUUCCAACUCGCGAGCUAGCCUUGCAAACCUACGAGCUGAUGGUCAAGUUGCUCAAGCCGUACACGUGGAUCGUUUCGGGAUUUUUGUGUGGCGGAGAGAAGCGCAAGACAGAAAAGGCACGACUGCGGGCCGGUUUGAACAUACUGAUUGGAACACCCGGGCGAUUCUGUGAUCAUAUUCGUAACACCGAGUCUUUGAAAUUGGGAAACGUACGUUGGCUUGUAUUGGACGAAGCUGACCGUUUGCUGGAACUUGGCUAUGAGAAGGACGUGAAAGAGAUCGUCAGCGCUAUCCAAGAGGGUUCAAACGCUGCAGAGAGUACCACUGAUGUCGACGGAAAAGCGAGAUCACUCCAAACAGUUCUUCUAUCGGCCACGUUAACCUCAUCCGUCAAGGAACUGGCCGGAUUGACCUUGCAUGAUCCAGUGUACGUAGAAACGAGCGAAGCAAUCCGCCAACGACAGACACAUGCACAAACUUUCGAUGGGCCCCAAUCCGCUGACCACCUGCUGAACGUGGACGAAUGCGUCAGUAUACCACAGACGGUGAAGCAACGCUACCUCGUUAUCCCACCCAAGCUACGGCUUGUCACUCUCAGCGGGUUGAUUGCAAGCGAACAACACAAAAAACCAUCGAAGGCGCUGAUUUUCAUGGCCACGCAGGAUUUGGUGGAUUUUCACUACGAUGUCAUGGUGGAGGUACUCACGGCGAAGCAGCUGGAUUCAGAUGACGAGAUGGAAGACGAUGAGGAAUCCGAGGAUACAACGCUUCUGCCGCGAGUAUCCUUUUUUAAGCUCCACGGUGGCAUGACACAAAUCGAGCGAAGUGCAGUGUUCCUGAAGUUCCGGGCGGCGAAAGCGGCCGUCCUUCUCUGCACGGAUAUGGUUGCACGUGGCAUUGAUAUACCGUGCGUUGACUUGGUGGUGCAGUAUCACGCGCCACAGAUAUUGGCCGACUACGUCCAUCGCGUCGGAAGAACUGCUCGGGCUGGACAAACGGGUAAAGCUAUCUUGUUCAUCGAACCGGCUGAGAUUGAUUUCAUAAAGUACCUUGCCGAUAAACAGAUAAGCAUACAGGAGCAGAAAAUCGAUGGUAUUUUCGUUCAUCUCGGGCAGAAGUUGAAAUGCGGUCAAAAGACGGUUGCCAAGAACAAAGAGCAGGCCGCUAUUCGUCUACAACGUCGCUUCGAGCAACUUAUCACCAAAGAAAAAGAGCUAUUUGCAAGCGCAAGCAAAGCUUUUGUUUCAUGGAUACGUUAUUAUUCCAACUUCCCGAAAGAGCUGCGCCGCAUGUUUGCCGUCAAAGGCAUUCAUAUGGGUCACUACGCGCAAAGUCUUGGUUUGCGCGAUGCACCGAAACAGUUUAUGCAUGCGCACACUGGCCCAAAGGAUGAGGCAUCCUCAAAUGCAACUUUGCCAGCUAAAGCCAUCCCAGGGCAUCGAAAAAAUGCGCUACACACUACCAAACGCCCCGGUAACGGAUUAACUAACAGGACUAUGGGUAAAGUUGGUGGUUAUCAACAACGUGGUGACAACAGGCCAGGUGGGCAAACGAUGGCGGAAUUUGCCAAACGAUCCCGCGUUUUGAACACUUCCGAAUUCGCCAGUGGACUCGAACCGGCGCAUAAAAAGGCAAAGCACUAGUGUUGAGGCAGAUGUGUUUGGUAUAAGUACACUCUCCCCUUUCUGUCUCUGAAAAGCUUACUUUGUAAAAAAUGGAAAAAAAUGUCGGCUAUUCAGCUGCCCGACAAAGCAACCUGUGCCUAAAACAAUCCUUCAAAUCCUUUUAGGAAAUAUUGUAAAGGAAAUAUUUUGAUAGCAAUUAUAGCAAUUCUUUAAAAGACGUAUCAAUUGGAAAUCUAUGAGUUCAUAAUAUGCAUUGCUUACACAAGAUUGUAUAGGCUGAGGAUGGCUUUUAUACAAGCGAGUAUAAACAGUACUGAGUUCAAGUUUUGCAUGAGAACAUGUAAAUUGUUUUGAGUAUUGCUGUGCAAUUUUUCCUAGUUAGUUUGCAUUGGAAGAGUCUAGCAAUUCCCAGUUACUAAUAAACCAAGAUCCAAAACAGAAAAGCAAGAAUAAUCUGCGCCUUGAAUUAAGUAACUCGACCCGGUGUUCGUACCUUUAACAAUACGCACUGAAUGCACAUUACUUUCUCUGUAUAGAUCUAAAUUAAUUAGUCUUAAUAAAAAAUAACUAUGUAUUAGAAAAUAAAUUUUUCUUCUGUUAUUCUGUUAUAAUAAUAAAACAGGAUCUUUACGA